AUAAUGUAUAGUUUGAUGCCCGUAGUUGAAAUAAAGAGUCACGAGUGUGUACAUUUCCCUACUCCAAUUUAAUUAUCAAUUUAUUAUUUCAAUUAUUCUGUUGGUUAAAAAUAAUUAAUUAUUAUUUAACAAUAAGUCGUGUGUGAAAGUACUAAAUAAAUUUAAAUCCAUAUGACGUUUAAAUAAAAUUCAAAUUUUUUUAAAUUUAUUUAAUAAUUUAUAGUAAUAAAUAUAGUGGAUAAGUUUUAUCGAACAACUCGAAGACAGUGGCCGUGAAGUUACGAACAAAAGCACAAUAAUAGGGAGUGAAGUAUAAAAACUUGAAACAAGUAACAAAAAUGAAGAAUCAAGUUGUUCAUGUCUUGCUUAGUACUCUAUAUUUAGCAAGCAUCCUCUAUACGGUCCAGGCUGUUAAUUACAGCGGAACGACCGAAGUACAAGAGGGACAACCAUGGAGUAUUAUAUGUACGGGUUUAAAAGCUGGAGAAAAAAUAAUUUGGACAAGAAAUGGGCAACAGUUUGAAGAAUUAUCGUCUGGUGAUAUCAGAGUAUUUAAGCCAGAUAAAGGAGUCAGUGAAUUAAAGGCUGAGCAUGCUACUGAAUUACACGAAGGAAGCUACAAAUGUACUCCCAGUAGUAAUGAAUCCCUCCACCUUACAGUUAAAACAGUUACUAAAAUAAAAGUUGUUACAAACACUGAUGUACCAAUGAGUCUGGAAUGUGAUAAUCACACGGCUGGGGAAAAAGUUGAUUGGUAUUUAGAAGGAGAAAGUGUUGCUGAAAAAUUCGCCGAUAAAGACGAACUUCUAAAAAUUGACAGCAAUGGAGUACUUACAAUAUAUAAAAAUUUAUUAGAUGUAUAUGGAAAUUAUACGUGUAAUACCACUGCCAAUGCGAACUCAACAAAAUUCUUUCGAAUCGUUCCAAAACCAACGGCGAUUUUACGUGAAGCAGAAAAUGUAGUCGAGGGUGAAAAGCUCCAUAUGGUCUGCAAAGGACACCAUUAUCCAGGAUUAAAAGUUAUGUGGGAAUUUGCUGGUAAAACUUACAACAACAGUGAUGGCCGGGUUAAAUUAUUGCCAGAUGAAGAACGGGGAAUAAAUCGCGCAAUACUUAGUGUUGAUAAUAUUCAGAUGAGCGAUCGCGGUAACGUGUCUUGUACAGUUGCGUAUGAUUGGAACGACACUCCAAACCACAUGAACAGCACAACAGCUACACUUAGAAUUAAAGAUAAAUUAGCAGCUCUAUGGCCAUUCCUCGGAAUUUGUGCUGAAGUCGUCGUACUCUGUGCCAUUAUUCUAAUUUAUGAAAAAAAACGUAAUAAAUCUGAAUUAGAAGAGUCUGAUACUGACCAAAGUCCCGAUACCAAGCCGACGCCCAACAAGGACUCUGAUGUGAGACAGAGAAAGUAAGCAGCGGAAAUCUAAGUAAUGUUAAAAAAAAAAAAAUUGAAAUUAUUAGAAGGCAGUGUUAAGGCUCCAGUAUAAUAUUUAAAGAUGAGAACAAAUGUGAGGAUGUUGCUAGUGCUGAUAAAUAAAAAAUCUAGGACGAGAAAAAAUAAUAAGUAAAUAAAAGGAUACCGCCGUUGCUCCCUGCUGCUGUUAUCUUAAUUUUAAAUAAUAAAAUUUGAGUCAACAAUUAAAUACUAUAACGUUAGUUAAUUAAUUGCACACGAGUGUGCCUUGUUCGAGGAUCCAUUUCUCGUAAGCGCAGUAAUUUUCUUCCAUUGUGAAGAACUACAUUUAAAAUAAUUAAAAAGUAUAAAGUAUUUCAUAUUAUUCAUGCAUUUUUAAUACAAUUGCAAUGGAAAAAAAAAACAUUAUUAAAUUAAGUGCACCAUUAUUUUAAUUAAUACGUCUAAAUAAUCACUCUGUGCACUAUUAUUAUUAUUAAUAUUAAUAUUAAUAUUAUUGUUAUUUAUAUUUACAAGUUUAAUAUCUAAGAGAUUUUUUUUAGUCAUUUUUUUAGGGGAAAGGGUCUGAGGUACGAAAAAAAGAGGAGAUUUUUGUGAUUUUUUUUUCAGAGUCUUCGUUAUUAAAAUUCUCAAAAUUUGUGACAUUAUUAAGCAGCAUCUCAAGAAUAUUCUGUGAAAUUUUCAUAAAAAAAUAUUGAAAAAUAAGCCAGUGGUAGAGGGGAGAGACGAGUCACUAAAAAAAAAUCUCUAUGCCGUAGGCAGGAUAACUCAUGCCUCAUCUGCAAUCAAAAAACCAAAAAGAUUUCUUCAGUACAUGAGUUUAUCUUGGAUUUGAACGAAGGAAUAAACAAAAUAUUCAUUUUUGAAUUUUUGGUAAAGGCGCGAUCAAAAAAAUCUGAUUUUUCCCAAAAAUUCUUUCUUUUGUUUAAUUAAAAAAUAAAUAGUUAUUGAACAAGAAAAAAUUCUUUGUUAAGAUCUAAGAUAAACUUGUGUACUAAAGAAAUCUUUUUGGUUUUUUUAUUUCAGGUGAGGCUCAUGAGUAAGGACAAGAUUUUUGCCUUAACUUCGAAAUGAAUGGUUUAAAUGUUUAAUAUUACGGCGAAAAUAUUGGUCCUAUAAAAAAACUUUUCAAACAAAAGUUGUAGGAAAUUUAUUUUUAUAAAAAAAAUGUCUCAUAUGAUUUUUUUAUACGACCAAUAUUUUCACCGUAAUUCCAAAAUUGAGAUUCAUAAUGGAUGAUUCAAAUUUUUGUUAAUUAUGAAAAUCUUAAUUUUGAAAUUACGGUGAAAAUAUUGGUCGUAUAAAAAAAUCGUAAGAAAAAUUUUCUUUAGAAAAUAAAAUUUCCUACAACUUUUGUUUGAAAAAUUUUUUAAUAAGACCAAUAUUUUCCCCGUAAUCUAAAAAAUUUCACACCACUAAUUAUUAAUUAUUUUUAAAGUAACGCAAAAAUCCUGGCCCUAGUCAUGGAGACUUUUUUUAGUGACUCGUCUCUCCCCUCUACCACUGGCUUAUUUUUCAAUAUUUUUUCAUGAAAAUUUCACAGAACAUUCUUGGACUGAUGCUUAAUAAUGUCAGAAAUUUUAAAAAUUUUAAUAACGAAACUACUCUGAAAAAAAAAAUCACAAAAAUUUGUUCUUUUUCUUGUACCUCAGAUCCCUUUCUCCCUUAACAGAAAUAAAAAAAAUUAGUCGUAAUUAUUUUUUUUGUCAAUUGUAGACGUGAACUUUGACAUUAAUAAAAUAAUUGUCAAUUAUAAUUAAUUAAUUAAUUAACUUCAUUCAGUACUUUCACUAAAAAAAACUACUAACUGAAAAUAAAUCAUGAGCAUUACGAACCAAUUACUGAAUAACUUUUUUUUUAGUUGGUAAUUUAAAAAAAAAUUUACGUACUGUAGUAAAAUGUUUUUAUUGAUGAUAAUAAUAAUAAUGUUGAUAUUAAUUUGUUGAUAAUAAUACAGUUUCUAAAAAAGUUAUACGCGACUUAGUAUUAAUUAUGUGCUUAUUGAUGUUUUAUUUUUGUCUUCCUACAUGUAAAAAGAAAAAUAAUUAAUUGUUGAGCAAAAGAUUAAGAAAAAAAUGAUAAAUGCGAUAAAAAAUAAUAAUAAUUAAAAGUAUUUUAUUGCACGUUGAUAAAUGCCAUAGAUAAAUUUUUGUGCAUUUACAAAUAUCUUAUUUUAUUUUUUAGAAUAUAAUAAUAAUAAUAAUAAUAAACAAUAUUUAUCUUAUUAAAUCUUAAGGAUAAUAACGUUUUAAUUAAAAAUAUUUUAAAAUAAAGGAAUUCGUAUUAAUGACCAAUUAAUGGAUUUAAUGAGUAUCAUCAAUUUUCAUUUAUUUUUAGUAUUACUAUUGAUUGUUCUUUUUUUUUUAACUAUUAAUUAGUCUCUUUGGCGAAGAGUAUUUUUAUUAUUUUGGUUUUUUUUUAUUUUUUUCAUUCGCUUUUUCAAAAAAUUUUAACAACAAAUUUAUUUGUUUUUUUUUAUUUUCAAUAGAUAAUACUUAUUUAUAAUUUAUAAUAUAUAAAUGCGUGAUCAAAAUAUAUAUAUAUAUAUAUUUACAGUAAAAAAGGAUUCGUUAAAGUCGGCAGAUAUCGUGUGUAAAACGUUGGUUUUACACUUAUUCAUGUGUUAUUUUAAGAUGUGUAGUGUAGAAAAAGCUACAGGAGUAUGUGUUAAGAGUAAAGAAUUUUUCCGAAAAUUCUGGGAAAAUUGUAAUGGUUGAGAGUAUUUUUAACACAUUUUGUGGGAUGGUUUGAGAGUAACAUUUGAAAAGUGUUAAUUUUGAAUAAAAUGACAUUUUUGUGUGUUAAAAAAUCGAUUGAUUGAAGCUGGUUAAGCUAGAUGAUAACGGUGUGUUGAAUUAACGCUCGGGUGACAAAAAUUCAAGUGUUAAUUUAACUUGUAAGUGUUAAAAAUUCAAAUGUGUAAUUAAUACUCGAAAGUGUUAAUAAUUCAUGUUUUGAAUUAACACUUGAAAGUGUAAAAAAUUCAAGUGUUAAAGUAUCACUGGAAAUUAUUAAAUUAACACUCUCAAGUGUUAAAAUAAUAUUUGAAAGUUUUUAAAAUUCAAGUGUUAAUUUAACACUCGAUAAUGUUACAAAUUCACUUGUUAAAUUAAUACUUGAAAGUGUUAAAAAUUUAAGUGUUGAAUUAAUACUUGAAAGUGUUAAUAGUUCAAGUGUUCAAUUAACACUUGAAAGUGUUAAAAAUUCAAGUGUUAAAGUAUCAUUUGAAAUUGUUAAAUUAACACUCUCAAGUGUUAAAAUAAUAUUUGAAAGUUUUUAAAAUUCAAGUGUUAAUUUAACACUCGAUAAUGUUACAAAUUCACUUGUUAAAUUAAUACUUGAAAGUGUUAAAAAUUUAAGUGUUGAAUUAAUACUUGAAAGUAUUAAACAUUCAAGUGUUAAAGUUUCACUUGAAAGUGUAAAAUUAACACUUGAAAUUUUUAAAUUAACACUCUUAAGUGUUAAAAUAGUACUUGAAAGUGUUGAAAAUUUAAGUGUUAAUGUAAUACUUUCAAGUGUUAAAUUAACACUCGAAAGUGUUAGAAAUUCACUUGUUAAAUUAAUACUUGAAAGUGUUAAAAAUUCAAAUGUUGAAUUUUUAACAUUCGCUUUUUUUUACACUUUGACGAAUCCUUUUUUACUAUAUAUAUUUAUAUAUAUAUUUAUAUAUAUAUAUAUAUAUAUAUAUAUAUAUAUAUAUCAUUAUUAUUAUUUACACUAUCGUUUAUAAUUAAUAUCGAUAUUUCUACUUCAAAUAUCUUAAUAAUAUCAUUUUUCGAUAUAUUUCUUCUUAAAUAUCAUCUUGAUAAAUAUAUUAUCCUUCCCAAUAGAAAACUUCUUAACUCCACAUGAGAAAAUUACGUUUUUGAAUUUCAUAUCAGGUUUACACUUUUUAAAAUUCUUAAGUAACAAAUGGUGUCACCCGAAAACUGCUCAACUUCAAUAAAAAAUCCAAGUGGGAACCGAUAAUUUCAAAAAUUAUGUAAAAAAAUAAUUUUUCCAUGCUCAUUACAAUAAGGCAUAAGACCCAGUACCGGACCAGACAACUAGUACUCGAUCACUUCAUGUAUUUGUAUAUCUAUAUUUAAUAAAAGUUUACUAAAUAUAAAUAUACAAAUACAUGAGUGAUUGAGUUCUAAUUUCACGAACAAAAACUUUAAGUAACUGAAAAAGUUUAUAAUUUAAAUAAUUUUUUUUACAAAUUCAAUUUAAUCAGAGCUCGAAAUAAAAAAAAAAAAACUUGUUUUUAACGACAAAUAUUUAAAGUUCCAAACUCAACUCCAAUUUUUACAAGCUGUCAAGUCAAAUGUAGAAACUAAACAACUUGAACUAAUAAUCGACUCAUUACUUCACGACCAGUCAACAAAUUAAAUGAUCCUGAAGUUAACAGACGAUUAACAAUUUUUCAAAUUUUUUUUUUUUUUUUUAAAUGACAAAAAAAAACUAAAAAUAU
This is a messenger RNA of Microplitis mediator, 5867 nucleotides long. It is a transcript of the gene Bsg, whose product is annotated as neuroplastin. Bases 339 to 1412 code for a protein of 357 amino acids. Gene Ontology annotation, molecular function: transmembrane signaling receptor activity. The transcript has 6 exons. The record is from RefSeq and is a predicted model, not a curated record. Lineage: Eukaryota; Metazoa; Arthropoda; Insecta; Hymenoptera; Braconidae. Gene Ontology annotation, biological process: cell surface receptor signaling pathway.